Messenger RNA from Danio aesculapii, 722 nucleotides. RefSeq names its product interferon gamma 1 (gene ifng1). The transcript is spliced from 4 exons. Gene Ontology annotation, molecular function: type II interferon receptor binding. Gene Ontology annotation, biological process: immune response. The record is from RefSeq and is a predicted model, not a curated record. Bases 90 to 647 code for a protein of 185 amino acids. Lineage: Eukaryota; Metazoa; Chordata; Actinopteri; Cypriniformes; Danionidae. Gene Ontology annotation, cellular component: extracellular region.
CGAGAAAGGUCGGGUGUUGCGAGACAGCGUAAAAAAGGGAACUUUGGCUUAACUCUAACUUCAGCGAUCGCCUUCAACUAAAAAGGACUAUGAUUGCGCAACACAUGAUGGGUUUUGUUUCGGGAGUAUGUUUGCUGUUUUCGGGAUGGAUGACAUACAGUGAAGCAAGUGUCCCCGAAAACCUGGACAAGAGCAUCGAAGAGCUCAAAGCGUACUAUAUAAAAGAAGAUUCUCAGCUACAUAAUGCACACCCCAUCUUCCUGCGAAUCCUGAAAGAUUUAAAGGUGAAUCUUGAGGAAAGUGAGCAGAAUCUGCUGAUGAGCAUUGUAAUGGACACAUACAGUAGGAUAUUCACUCGCAUGCAGAAUGACAGCCUGGAUGAAGCUACAAAGGAGAGGCUGGCACAUGUUCAAGAGCAUUUGAAAAAACUGCAAGAAAACUACUUCCCAGGCAAGAGUGCAGAGCUCAGGACGUAUGCAGAAACGCUAUGGGCGAUCAAGGAAAAUGACCCGAUUGUCCAGCGCAAGGCUUUGUUUGAGCUGAAGCGUGUCUAUAGAGAAGCAACACUCCUGAAAAACUUGAAGAAUAAAGAACGCAAGAGACGACAGGCUAAAGCAUCAAGAAGCAAAAGUCUAAAUAGAGGUUGAUCAUUUCAUAAAAUGGUGUGAAAUUAGUUUUGUUAUUUAUUAUAUUUAUUUAUUUUUGCACACAUUUUUAAAACU